AUGGCCUGGCUGCUUAGAAAUGUAGUGGUUACUAAGCUGAUAGACCGGCCGGUGUUUCACCGUCAUCUGACGGUGCGGCGUGAAUCACCCACCAUGAGUGAACCGGAUGGUGCUUCGGGUGAAACAAAGAAAAAAUCAGCUAAAGCGUCGAAAUAUCAGUAUGGAACGUUAUGUCCACAUGUCACAAUGGUACGGUAUCGUUUACUUUUCAGUGUUGCCCACUACCAGCCCCAGUCAUUGUAGUCUAGCUAUUGCUCUGCUUAACACUCUAAAACCUGAAAAUCUUGUUUUAAGAACAAAAUUUCUCAAAUUAAACUACAGAUUAAGAGUUUUUUUUUCUGAAAUGAAAUUUCUUGUUUUAAGAAAAAAAAUCUUAUUUCAAGGGAAAAUUAUUAAAAUAAGAAACAGGCCUUAUUUUAAGUAAAAAGCAUUCUAAAUCUUAAUUUAAGAAAAAUAAUUCUUAUUAUGAGCAGGUAUUUUCUUAAAUUCAAAAACUAUUUAAGAAUUUAAUUUUCUUAAGUUAAACUUCUGCUUUUAAGAAAAAAUUUCUUUUUUCAAGAAGAAAAACCAGUCCUUAUUUCAAGAAAAAGGAUUAGGAAAGUUCAGAGCUGAUCAAAGGCCCUGUUCAAACAUCAAGCUACUAAACUUGUGACAACAUUGUUUAAUAUACACCAAAUCAAUGUUCUCUUUUAUUUCUCCACACUUGAAGUUUGACAUAGUUACAAGACCUCUAAAACCUUGUAUUGUGGUUGCUCAUGAUCGAUAGGCAUAUCACACCAUCUUUGAUUCUGUUUGUUUUGUUUUUGGGAAAAAAAGAGGACUAAAAAGGAAAGAAUGGUGAUCCCAUUUUGGGCAUUGUAAAACAAAAUAAAUAUAUUUUUUCACAAAAAAACAACCACCUGCCACAGGAUAAGCAAUAUUACUACAAAACUAACACUUAUUACAAUAAAGAUUGCACUCGGAAUAGAACAUCUGAACUAAAUAAACUUAAUUAUUCUAGAUAGCUAUUUUUAGAAGCUCUCGAAAGUGACCACCUUGGAAAUUUGAGAAAGUGGUUGUGACUAUAUAUAGAGCUGUUUGCUUAUCAGAUCGUAAGCGACUGCAUGUUAAAACAAUAGAGGGUGGUCGCUUAUCCGAGAGCUUCAAAACUCUUUAAUAAUUCAUAAAGAAAAAUAAAGAAAUCAAUGUUUAAUUAGUAUCUUUACAUCUGAUAUAGCCACGGCUAAACUUUAUGUCUAAGUGAUCACUAAGGAAAUGACCUUGUACUUUGACAAAAUAAUACAAUACUAAACUGUACAAGAACCAUUAGCACAGAGUGCAGUUUCAUUUAUUUAUGUUCAUUUAUAUAAAUAAAACUCUGAGUGGUAGCUUACGAGAGCCUAAAAACAAAGGAAAAGUCCAGUUGGGUUAUGGCCCGAAAGUGGUUGCAGUCGCUUCUGGUCGCUUACAAGGGCUAGCUUUUCAAGCAGGGUUUCACAAUGGUGUUUGUAACUAGAGCUGGUCAGUUACAAGAGUGGUUGCAGGGAGUGCUUCACUUCAGUAGAAACAAAAGCUCAUUGUCUCAAAUUCUGCAAUCUGAUUGGCUAAUGAACGCACUAGUCAGUGAGUAGCAAUGUACUAAUGGCAACUUUUUCAACAAACCAUUUACAAGUGGUGUUUCAAAGGAAGUACUAGAUAAACUAAUUAAUGAUGUUAUCUCUCUAAACAUUUUGUUAUUUCAUUAGUAAAUGUAGAAAUGUGGUUGUUUAUUUGUGACUUAUGAUGAUCAAUGUUGUUAGUCAGUGCUACUGGUUUCUACUACAAAAACUGUGCUUGAAAACUCUGUUUCAAGUUAUUAUGAUGUACUGUUCCAUACAAUUAUUGUAUGGAACAGUACAUCGUCUAAAUAGUCUCCUAGCCACAGAAAACUGAAGAAAAGUAUUGAGGAAGUGGGCACAGACUUCUUACUGCUGCCUAAUGCCUUCACCCAAGUGACCCUUGAAAUAAUGUCAAAACUGGCAGGUAGACACCAACUAAUUACCCUGUCUGCCCACGGAGGGGGAGAGAAAUUUUCCUAGUCACUUCAAGCUAUGGAAACUGGGAUCAACUCCAGCAUGAUGUGCCAUUUACACCUGAGAUUCUACCUCACCUACUCUUACUACUAAAAAUCACUAUUAAAUUAUUGGCUAAUGUCUAUACAGUAAAAACAUGCUCCUCUGAAUGCGAGGUGGCACAUGUACAUCAUCAAAUACAAAUCAGGCAUCAGUAUAAAACUCAGACAAAAUCAUGAAAAUAUAGGGAAAACAAAGAGUAUUAUUGUAUUGUAAGCAUGUACAGCUGUAAAUGAUGCUUAAUUCAAAUCAGCAGUCCUAAAGCCAUCAGUAGGAAAAAGUCGUUCUUGGAUGUUAUUCCAUCAGAUGGAAUUUAAUCUUUUAGACUUUUGACAGAUAACAUUCCAAUGUUCCUAAACUCAAAAUAAUGUUUAUUUUCACUUUCCUUUUGGAUUAGCUUUUGCUAAAUUUUGAACUCAAAUUUCACCUAACUGAUAAAUAUAAAGUUCUAAUAUUUUUGCUUUGUCAAAAGAUGUGCAUAACACAAGGCUGUGACUGUUUUCCUCUCCCUUGAAGUCUUUAAUAGAUGAGCAGGUUGUUCAAAGCAGGGUAAGGCAGUUAGAGUGAACUUUGAAAUUCAGAUCUGAACGUUCAUGGAACAUUAAUUCCUCUUCUAAAUCCUUUUAAAACUAGAUGAAGGAUGUUUGGAUGUUCUGAAAUGACUGGGUAAAUUUUACAAUGGAAAACGUUUGAAAAAGAGAAACAGAAACUAAGUUCCACAUUAUUUCCAGGUUAGUAACAACCUACUCUUGAACAACUGGUCAAACCUGACAAACCUCCUAGUCUCAAAAAGUAAGAUCUAAGAUCACUCCCCCCAAAUAUCAAGAACAACUAAGACACACGAUCCCUUCUAGAAUCUUUAUAACUUAAAGUCUACGACACUCUUCUAAUCUCAAGAACUAGGACCUGACCUUGCCCAGUUUGAACCUUGAAAUAAACUUUAAAGGGGCUGUGUCACGGCAGUGAUCCAGUUCAUUUUGUUUAAUUUUGCCUAUUACUCGCCCUCAAUCGCUAUGGAACUUAAAGUAAACAAAGAAAUUACAUGGAAAUGACAAAAUCAGAGAUUCGAGACAAACAAAUAUGUCUCCUGAGCAUUAUUUUUGAAGUUGCAAACAGCAGAGAUCAACUUUGAAAAACUGUGAGGCUGAACAGUUUUCAAAAACCCAAAUUUCAAUCUGUUUCAAUCUUCUUCAGUUUUGCCCAUCCAUGACAUCUGUUUAAUGUUUUAAGCGGUUAGUUUUAUGGUUUCUCUUAAUUUAACAGGCAUUUUAUAAUUAACUAAUUUGGCUGAAUUUCGUGACACAGCUCCUUUAAACUCACACACUCAAUUCGAUAGAAUUUUUAGCUAGUUCACAUAUUUUAUGUAGAGAUGCAAAUUUAUAUUUACGACAUGGAAUUUGUUGAUAAGAGGUCUUCUAUUGUGUACAACUCACAGCUAAUACAGGCUGAUGAACUUCAUCAGCAAUGUUCAAAUAUCCAGAUGUGAUAGAAAGGUUGUUACACUGUAAAAAUGUAUCCGCAGGUGAGGACUGAAAAUGGGUAAAAUAAUAUAAAAAUCAAAUGACUACAUUUUUGUGUAUCUUUUUUAAAUAGUAGUCAUGUGUCAUAAUAUAAGCCUGUCAUAGUGGUGAGUUAUGCAAGUAGAGACCUUGAUGUCUUAAUCAAUUCUUUUCCAGUCAUGAGUGUUUGUUUUAACAGGUUAAAACAAAUAGGCCUUUUACAUUAGUUGAUCACGUGGUCAACUUUCAGUAAACAUGAAAACAGCUGGGUGGCAAAAAGAGUUUUUCGCAUACAAAUCCUUCUAAAUUACCAGGGGUUUCAAUAGUAGCCGGGUAGCGGGUAGAUCUACCCGCUUGCAACGGGCUGAUUACCCGCUUGGAGCCUUCACAUGAACAUCAACUAAGACCAGAUAAUUUCAUCUCAGCUUCAAAUUCUUGCCCAAAAAUUUGGCAAAAUAGGUUUUGACUAUGACUACUUCAUUGUAACAUAAUUCUCUUCAAAUUUGUUUAAAUUAUUUGACUUAGGAGCAAAAAAAUGUAAAAACAAAGCCACAAAAAAAGACCUGAAAAUGCAUCUGCGAGAGUCUAGAACUUCAAAAUUUUCCGGGGGAGCAUGCCCCCGGACCCCCCUAGGGUCGAAGGCCCUUGGGGCCUUCGGCAAAUAUACCCGCCUGUUACUCUUAAGUACCCACUUAUGCAAAAACUUAUUGAAACCCCUGAAUUACUGCGGCCAUUGCAAUCGUCACUUUUGAGAUAUACGCUUGAAGAUUUACAGGUUACAGUGGAACCCCGUUAAUAUGGACAUCAAUGGGACAUGCCACAGUGUCCGUGUUAACUGGGUGUCCGUAUUAAGUGGAUUAAUUUUAGAGAAAAUAUAUGAGCUUCUCCUUCGCCACGACAAACAAAACCGUUCAUUAUAUCUGGGUGUCCGUAUUAAGCGGGUGUCCAUAGGGUGGGGUUCCACUGUACCUAAUUUUAAUAUGCUCUUUCAGCUCGUGUAAACAAAAGUUUUCAAAAGUGAACUGUUUUUGUGUUUACCGAAAGUUGAUCACGUAAUCAACUAAUGUGAAGGGCCUUUUUACAUAAAUAAAUCAUCUAAAAAACUUGCUUUUAGUUUAUUAUUUAACUUUUUAAACAUACUUAAAUUGACUUUUUAGUUUGAUGUUAAUCAAUUCACAUGAAGAUUUAAUUAAGUAUGUUUCUUUAUCUUAACAACAUUGCUUUAAGGGAUCAUACCAGGCAUGAUUUACAAUACAUUUUUACAUGAAAGAUGGGUUUUUUGUCAGGCCUGACACCCUUACAAAGUCUCAACAAUUUUCAUCAAGCUUACAAAAUUACUGUAAUCGCCCUUGGUGAUGUAGAAGCUUGCUCCAGAUCCUCCUUGUUGUCAUGGUAACCAACUAUGUGAUGGUUAUUUUACACCAGUCCUUUCCCUGCUCAUAAACAUUUUUCCUUUAACCUCCACCCCUCUCUCCUUCUAUGAAGUCAAAUCCCUUCUAAUUGCUGACCAUGCUAAGUUAUCAAGGGUUAUUUGAGAGUUCUUAAAUGAGGGGAAGGAAAAAAAUGGAAUAAGAGAAAACGCAGCCACCCCAAAAAAUUGAAAGCCUAAUAGCAUCAUAUCAUAGCCUCAUAUCAUAGUCUCACAGCCUGACAACCUCUCAGCCUCACAACCUCCUAACCUUACAGCUUCACACAACAUCACAAUCUCACAAUGCAAACUCACAGCCUGUCAGUCUCAAAGCCUGAAAACCACUCAGCCUCACAACUUCACAGCCUCACACACUUACAGUCUCGCAACCCUGCACAGCCUCACAACCUCACAUCCUUCCAGACAUAGUUAAUCAAUAAAAAUCAAUACCAGAAAUCAAUCGAUAUGAUCGAUAUUAAUCGAUUUAAUCCGCCGAUUAAUAUCGAUUGAUAUCAGAAAUCGAUAGAAAUCGAAGUCACAGAAAAACUAAUUUAUCAAUUAUUAUCAAUUAACAAAAUCGAUAACAAUUGAUAGAAAUUGACAGUAAUUGAUAACAAUUUAAAAUAUAUCAAUAAAAAGCACUAUCGAUUUCUAAUUGAUAUUAAUCAAAGUCACAACUUUUGUUCUUUAUCGAUUUCUAUUGAUUGAUUUCGGAAAUCGAUAUUUAGAGAUGAUUGAUAUCGAUUACUAUCUAUUAUCAGUUUAUCGAUUAACUACGUCUGACAUCCUUACAGCCUGACAACCUCACAAUAUCACAGCCUCGCAGCCUUACAGCCUCACAACCUCAAGGUCUCACUACCUAAUGUCACAGCUUUACAGCCUCACAACCUCUCAAACUCACAGCCUCACUGCUCAUAGCAAAAUAUUGCCUUUUGCUUAUUCCAUGAUAAGUAGUAAAUGUAUAAAACAGUAUGCAUGUUAAUACAAAAUACAUAACUUAAGCUUAUUAAGAAGCUGUGAAAGGAAACAAAGAUCGAUCAGAAUCAUCCUGUGAAAAACAAUUCAGCUAAUUCUCAUUCAAGCUACGCUUUCCUAAGCCUCACCUUUUUCUCACAUAUAUGAUUUCAAUUUAUUAUUGUUCUCCAGUCCGUUUCUUGAAAAAAAUACAGGCCACAUGAGUGAAGAGAAGAUUUCACAUGCACCAAAGCCAAAAGGUUUUUUUUUUGCCAUUAGAAAUCACACCAGUCAAGUCCUCGAGCUCUCAUGUCGACUGCGCACCUGAAUAUUAUUUUGAAGUGCAACGGAAAUUUCAUACUUUCUCUGAUUGGCUCAAAGGGGUACCACGUGACAUGUUCUCAUGAAUCGCAGCCAACAACAAACAAAAAAUAUGGCGGAGGAGUUGUUGAAUCGAUAAAAUGGUCGCUUCGAAAGAAUAGUACAAUCGUUUGACACUCUUUGCAGUGUAUUAGUGGCAGGAGGAAAACUUGCCAUUGUCGUUGCAGGCGAGGAAAAGACCAACAAUGAAUACGAUGAGCGAGUGGUUUAUGAAACGCAGUGAAACGACGAGCUGUGAUCAUAUUGAAAUACUGCUGUGAGGAUUAAAUCGUAGUAAGACUUCUUAACCACUAAACUAAGCUCCAGAAGUGUACAAAUUUUGGUCAUUUCGGCUACUGUAAAGCGACAUUUUUAAAUGUUUAAAAUAAGAACUUGCGUUUAUCUUGAAAUGAGAAUCCAUUUCUUGUUUUAAAAUUUUGAUUUAAGAACGAUGAUACGUGCUCUUAAAUUAAGAUGAUAGAAACUUAACUCCAAAACAACCCCCUUAAAAUAAGUUCAGUUUUCUUAAAAUAAAAAAUAAGGCGUCAUUAAAUUAAGCAGCCUCUCCUUAAUUGAAAAAUACAGGUUUUAGAGUGUAAUUCGAUGGGGGACUCACUCGGGAUCAAAUAACAGCCGUUAAUCGAUAACAGGCAAUAGGAGCAUACUAUCAAAGUCAGAAGUACUGUGAUGGUAUACCUGUACAUGCCUAAAACAUAGUUAGUGAUAAUCAAGGCCAUUCCAUUUAAUGGCUCCCACCCCUCCCCCCCCCCUCCGACACACACUACAGAACUUGGUUCUUACCCUUUGAAAAAAGUCCUAAAGUCCCAACACAUACCACAUUUCUCAAUGUGCAAAGGAAGUUGUGUCCUGUAUUAUAGCCCAGAACCAGGGGAGUUUGCUGUUGGGGUAUUGAAUUAUUUCGCCUUGAAGUGAAGUUUUUUGGUGGAAUACAAAUUUCAGAAGAACUGUAUGCAUUCUAUGCUUGUAAGGCUUUUCACCCUGAGUUUUUCUUCACCCCUUCCCCACUUUAGGAAAAGGGAAUUUUCCCCUAACUCCUCAAAACAAUUCCAAAGAUCAAACAUCCCAAUGCAGUAAUGCACUUUUUUAAUGAACAAGUAACAUUUCUUUGACACUGCAUACCUAGCUAUAUAUGCAGAAAGUAGUCAAACUGGUGGAGUUUUUUGCAGUUUUAAGGCAUUGUGUUGUUGCCCCAGCGACUUCUAAUGUUUAAUGGUUCAUUGAUUUCCGUAUUUAUGCUCUGAAUUUUCAAAUACAAUAUAAAAUUGUAUGAGCUUAGCCUUCACUUUUGUCGUUGUUGUUGAUGCAGUGUGUUUAAUUGUUUUUUAAAGGCUUGUUAUGUUCAAUCAUUUAACAUCUUAUAGGAAAUCUCAGUUUUUUUGUUUAUUAUUUAAACAUAUUUUAUUGACAAAGUUUGUCCCAAGAGUAACAAAAAAACUCAUCAAGAGGGCACUUUUCGAAAUAACAUAGAACAAUUAUUAAAAAAUUACAUUAAAUAGUAAAUUAGUCAAAGUGGCAGCAAAACAAACUAGUAGGAUAUUUAAGGAAUGCUAACAGCUGGAAAAUACGUAUUUAGGUACUUUUUAUAAAAUCUCUUUGAUUCAGAUAUAAAAGACUUGAAAUGAGAAAAUAAAUCAUUAUUUUGCUCUGGACAGAGACAGACUGUGAUCCAAACAGAAAAAACUGAUACAACUGUGCUUUAGACAUAGAAGACCACCUGUCAGCAAACAUUCGAGCAGUAGAGGAGAGCAGAUUUGUUCUAGGGGCAGAAUAAAGUGGACAUUCAAUACAAAAAAUGCCUAACUGUCUCGUUGUGGGAAACACAAAAACAGGCACAGCUUUCUUUGCAACCUAUUUUAAAAAGAUAAUAGUCAAGCGCACAAGUGUCUAAACAUGUCUAAAUCUCUGUUUGCUUGCACAGCAAAACCCUGCCUUAUGACCACCUCGGUAAUACAGCCACCUCGUUAUUACAACCACUUUUUUUGGCCACCUGGCAAAAACAGCCGUACAUUUUUUAGUAAAAAACCCUCCUUAAUACAGCCACACCGUUAAUAUGGCCAAUUUUUUUUGGCCCAUUGGUGACCGUAUUAAUGGGCUUCCACUGUAUUGAUUUGAUAGUAUGGACCGUCCACAGUAGAAAAUUUAGCACCUGGAAAAACCAUGAAGUGGUGCACCUGUGGAUUAAGUGAGAAGCAGCCUUGGUGUGAUGGUAGGUAAAAUUCAUUACAAUUCAAGUUAUCAGGGUCAAUUGAAUAGUACUUUAAAUGCCAUGUUAAUAAGUGAUGGUUUGAAGAUUUUUCACUACAGUACUUUAUUAUACCUGUUAACCUUUUCUGAGUAAAAUGUAUGAGGUUUUUAUCUUUUCAUGACAGGAAUUUCCAAACAUUCUCAACAAUUUUCUGCAGCCUUCCAAUCAUUACUAAAACUGUCCAAAGCUAUAAACAUUUUACAUUGUAGCAUGUUGUGAUAAAGUUGGGUGCCUUUUUUGGAUGUUUUCAUUUUGGAAAUAUUUAAUUUAAUUUUCGUUAUUAAUAAUGUGUUAAAGAACACUUUAUCUGGAUUUGUGAGUUUGCAUGAGAAAUUGUUUUUGAUGUAUGAAAUCAAUGUCUUUAGUCAGCAUCCAUGAGACUCACACAUAGUGCCUGAAAGUUGGUAGGCAUAUAUUUUAUCAUCGGAAACUACUAAUCUUGUAGUAUGACUCAUAAUUAAUUUUUUCCUUGCACUAAUUAAAUUCAAAUGACUCUAGUGAAAAUUCUUUAAAAUUUAACCUUAAAAGGUUAUUAUUACACAACAAGAAGAGCUAAUGAGAUGGAAGAGGUGCUAAGUUGCAAGGACCAGAAUUUGAGUUAUCGGGCUAAAUUUUGAUCAUUAAGGGAAACUAAAUUCAGUUGAGUCAGGCAGGAGUUCUACUCCAGUUAUAAUGCUAUUCAAAAAAGUGCCAAAGACAAUAUAUGCAAAAUAAACAGAAGAGGCUUACUAAACUAAAAGAAAAAAUAGAAUCAAAUUAUAUAUCCACUUCCAUUAUCAGCCACUAAAAUACUGUCUUUUUAUGGAAAUGUGUUUGUAGGAAGACACAAGUCAACUGGAUUCAAGUCAAUGAAAUGGAAGGUCCCUGACAAACCUCAGACAAUCUAUACAAUCUGUUGCUGUAAACACACCAAGAAUCCUCCUUAUUGCGAUGGCACCCAUGUCAACCUUCCAGCUUUAGUGGAAGAAAGACAAAAGAAUUGUGCAAAUGCUCAUGAACAAGAUAUGAAAAUGUGUACAGGGUGUGGGUGGAUUCCCAAAUGGUAA
This is a messenger RNA of Porites lobata, 9623 nucleotides long. Lineage: Eukaryota; Metazoa; Cnidaria; Anthozoa; Scleractinia; Poritidae. The record is from the annotation of a GenBank genome assembly.